AUGCCUCUAUCAGAAAGUAAGAGAACCGCCAUGCGCGAACAGCUCGAGAACCACGAACGAUACGCUCAAAAGCUCUGCGCCAUCCAAGUCAAAAUUCGUCAAGUCGAAAGAAAACUUGUCGACGAGCUCACCAAAAUCUGUACCCAACUCCAAGAAGUGGUUCGCGAAUGUUCCGCAGUAGAGAAAUCCUUCGACAAUAUCACCAAGGAAUGGAAACAACCUGCUGAAUCACAGGAGGCUUCUGGUACAGGGGUGUCAGGGGAGUCGUCGGAAUCGGAGACGAGGCCACGGUCGGAAUCGAGUUCGGAGUUGGAGUCAGGGUCAGGGGGCAUUUACUUCAUCAUUGAUGACAUGGAGGAGUGUGAUAGAUUGCUGGCAUAUCUCAUAGGAGAGGAGUUGCAAGAUAUUCUGGCUGCUGGAGUUGCGGAAGGCGCUGAGGUAGCUGGAAAUAGUGCGGAAAGUUCCGAGGUUAAUUGA
Messenger RNA from Cadophora gregata, 477 nucleotides. RefSeq lists its product as uncharacterized. The record is from RefSeq and is a predicted model, not a curated record. The transcript has a single exon. NCBI's taxonomy places the organism in Eukaryota, Fungi, Ascomycota, Leotiomycetes, Helotiales, Ploettnerulaceae. Bases 1 to 477 code for a protein of 158 amino acids.